Vidua chalybeata is the source of this 1132-nucleotide messenger RNA. RefSeq lists its product as uncharacterized. The record is from RefSeq and is a predicted model, not a curated record. NCBI's taxonomy places the organism in Eukaryota, Metazoa, Chordata, Aves, Passeriformes, Viduidae.
ACGGCCUGUCCCUCAUGUUUCUCUCUUGCCACAGAUGACAGAAGCAGCAGCAGUCUCUGCCCCGGCUCCCUCUGCUCCUGGAGAAGAAGCCAAAGAGGAGCAAAAGGAGCAAGAGGACCACGAGCCUGCAGCUGUGGUCACAGCAGAGCCUGAUGGCUCCAAGAGAAUGACAGAAGCAGCAGCAGUCUCUGCCCCGGCUCCCUCUGCUCCUGGAGAAGAAGCCAAAGAGGAGCAAAAGGAGCAAGAGGACCACGAGCCUGCAGCUGUGGUCACAGCAGAGCCUGAUGGUUCCAAGAGAAUCCUUCCAGAGAAAGAGCAGGAGCAGAUUGCCUUAUCAGAGAUGCCAUGCCAGACUCAGGGAGAGCUGAGAGCCCGAGAGCAGGAAGAGCAGCUCAGGCAGCAGGUGGAAGAGCCACAGGAGAAUGGCCAGAACAUCAAGGCAGAGCCACAAGCAGAGCUGCCCGAAGCUCAGAGUGCCAUCACAGAAGUGAAGAAGAGGAACCAGGAAGAGACAAGAAGAAUUCAAGAGGAGAUGAAUCUCCAUCAGCAGAGGGGCGAUCAACAAAACCAGGUGACUGAAAGAGUGGCAGUCACUCCACUGAAAGAUCCUCUCUCUUGUAUUUUAGAGAAAUUGAAGGAACAGCUGGACACAGACUUUCAGAAAGCUCACGCUAAGAUCAUGGCAAGGGAGAAGAGGCAGGAGGAAGAAAUGAAAAUCAUCAGAGAAAAACUUAAUCCCCUCCCUCAGGCUCUACAAAAGCAAGUGCAAGUGUUGACAUCUCACCGGGCAGCCGGCAAAGACUUCCGGCAAAUGAGUGGCACUGAAGAGCCCCGAGGCUGGCGUGAGAUCUACAAGGGCUUUGUCACCAAACCUGCUGCAGCAGCAGCAUGGUCUAAAGGAGCCUUUGCUCCCCAACCUGAGAAGUGGAGCCGGGGCGGUUUGUUCAUCUCCAGUGCUGACCCAGCUGCUGCUCAGCAACAGGAGAUCAAGGAUGACUCCCUGGAGCUACGGAGGAAAAUAGUGAACAUGGAAAAUCCUGUGAUGAAAUACACGGAACUGGAAUAUAUUGGCAGAGGGACUUUUGGAGAUGUUUGCAGAGCACUUGACAAUGCCACAGGAGAGAACAGGUAA